AUGGAGGGUAAUCUUGAGACAAGGAUAUCUAGGGCCUUGGAGAAUGAGUUCAAACCUGCAGCCUUAGAGGUUAGGAACACUACUGCCAAUCAUGUGGCCCAUAGGAAGCCCGAAGAUGGAAAAGUUCUUGAAACACAUUUUUACGUCAGGGUGAAGUCUUCGGCAUUCAACGGAAUGGUAAACAGGCAUAGGCUUGUAUAUAAGGCACUUGAAUUUGCUUUUGAAAAAGGCCUUCAUGCAAUUGAGAUGGAUUGCGAUUCUGACGUCCAAGAGUGA
Molecule: messenger RNA, 276 nt
Organism: Encephalitozoon intestinalis ATCC 50506
Lineage: Eukaryota; Fungi; Microsporidia; Unikaryonidae
Product: BolA-like protein
Exons: 2
Coding region: 1-276 (91 amino acids)
Source: RefSeq, a predicted model, not a curated record